This is a messenger RNA of Vanderwaltozyma polyspora DSM 70294, 849 nucleotides long. It is a transcript of the gene POR1, whose product is annotated as porin POR1. The coding region runs from base 1 to 849 and encodes 282 amino acids. The record is from RefSeq and is a predicted model, not a curated record. The transcript has a single exon. NCBI's taxonomy places the organism in Eukaryota, Fungi, Ascomycota, Saccharomycetes, Saccharomycetales, Saccharomycetaceae. Gene Ontology annotation, biological process: monoatomic anion transmembrane transport. Gene Ontology annotation, cellular component: mitochondrial outer membrane. Gene Ontology annotation, molecular function: voltage-gated monoatomic anion channel activity.
AUGGCUCCUCCUUUCUAUAACGAUAUCACUAAAAAUGUUAACACUUUGUUGAACAAUGAUUAUUAUCAUUCUCAAGUCGCUUCUUUCGAAGUCUCCACUGUCGCUAAAAAUGGUGUCAAGUUCAACGUCAAAUCAAAGCAAUCUACUCAAGGUGCUCCAUUGUCUUCAACCAUAGAAACUAAAAUUAAUGACAAAUCUACAGGUUUGACUUUGACCCAAUCUUGGUCAAAUGCAAACAAUUUGAACACUAAAGUUGAAUUAGCCGAUAUCCUAACUCAAGGUUUGAAAACUGAAUUGAUCACCUCAAUGGUACCAAACGUUUCCAAAAACGCUAAAUUUAACGUCUCUUUUGUUCAACCUUCUUUCACCGCAAGAGGUAACUUCGAUUUAUUGACAAAACCAUCUUUCGUCGGUGAUUUGUCUUUGGCUCACGAUGGUAUCGUUGGUGGUUUACAAUUCGGUUACGAUAUCACUCAAGGUUCCUUAUCUAGCUACGCUUUGGCCUUAGCUUACAACCAAUCUGACUACUCCUUAGGUUUAUCUAUUAACAACAAGCAAUUCACCACCGUCUCUUUCUUCCAAAACGUCUCUUCCAUUUUGCAAGUUGGUGCUAAAGCUACCGCUAACGUUGCUUCUGCUUCAAACGUUAACAUCGAGUUUGCUACUAAGUACGUCCCAGAUGAAACUUCUCAAGUUAAGGCUAAGAUCCAAGAUACCGGUAUCCUAGCUUUAGCUUACAAACAAGAAUUGAGAAAAGGUGUCACUUUAGGUUUAGGUGCUUCCUUCAACGCUUUGAACUUGAACGAACCAGUCCAUAAGUUGGGUGGUUCUUUGACCUUCUCUGCUUAG